Pochonia chlamydosporia 170 is the source of this 1161-nucleotide messenger RNA. Its product is annotated as ethyl tert-butyl ether degradation EthD. Bases 1 to 1161 code for a protein of 386 amino acids. The transcript is spliced from 2 exons. Gene Ontology annotation, biological process: tRNA wobble uridine modification. The record is from RefSeq and is a predicted model, not a curated record. Lineage: Eukaryota; Fungi; Ascomycota; Sordariomycetes; Hypocreales; Clavicipitaceae. Gene Ontology annotation, cellular component: elongator holoenzyme complex; cytoplasm; transcription elongation factor complex.
AUGUCUUUUCGCAAAAGAAAUACGGUUAUUCAAGCUCCAGCGAUUCCGUCGCCGUUGCGAAAUGACUGCAGGCAACUGCCCUCGGGUACUCGCCCAUCACCGUUAGAUGGUCGUUUGACGACAUCAACUGGUACUGCCUCAUUAGAUCAACUACUAGCCGGUCACGCGGGACUCCCACUUGGCAGUUCUCUCCUGAUUGAGGAACCAGGGACAACUGAUUUCGGAGGAGUCUCGCUUCGUUACUUUGCCGCGGAAGGCUUGGUUCAAGGCCACGAGGUUCACAUCCUGGGUGUUGGGCAAAAUUGGCGCAGAGAGCUUCCUGGUCUGGUGGAAACAAGUGAGCAACCGGUCCAAUUGGAUUCUUCGUCGAGUAAGAUGAAGAUAGCAUGGCGAUACCAGGGCCUCGGAACUCAGUCAACCAAGAAAGGUAAACGAAGCAUAGCAUUAGAUCUUGGGACUGGAGGCGUGGCCGGGCGUGCCACUUCCGGGAGCGCCAAUUCCGGGAACAUAUUUUGUCACACUUUUGACCUGUCAAAAAGACUAGAGGCAAACAAUAUUCACGGUCAGCUUAUCAUACAUCCUGGUCCAUCACCUACAAACGACACCUCCGAGGACUGGUUCUCGAAAUUUGUUUGUGAGCUCCGCUCGAAAUUGAAGGCUGUGCCCGCAGUGCACCGGGUUAUCAUACCAAACCUUCUGUCUCCUACCUUGUAUCCCUCCAGGUUAUGCAAGCCUCAAGAGAUCCUCCGGUUCCUACACAGCUUACAGGGCUUGCUGCGCCAGUUUCCUGCUCAACUGGCUGCCCUAGCUUCACUACCAAGCUCUCUACAUCCACGACAUUCUGGACUUUGCAAAUGGAUGGAAAUUAUGUUUGAUGGGGUGAUUGAACUUGUUCCUUUGCAUCAACCAACAUAUGUGAAAGAAAGCCCAUCAGAGCGAAGCAAAGCUCAAGGACUGGUUCGCAUUCACACAAUGCCGAUAUUUCAUGAACGAGGUGGGGGGAUGGAAGGAUGCUGGAAGCGAGAAGAAAUGUCUUUUCGGCUCACAACUUCGCAUGGGCUUGAUAUAACGCCUUUUAGCUUGCCUCCUGUUGGGUUAAGCGAAGAAAGGGUAUCUGCAUCACUCCCAGAGCAGCCGAAAAGCGAGGAUCUUGACUUCUGA